Dendrobium catenatum is the source of this 3419-nucleotide messenger RNA. RefSeq lists its product as uncharacterized. The transcript is spliced from 5 exons. The record is from RefSeq and is a predicted model, not a curated record. Gene Ontology annotation, molecular function: iron ion binding; oxidoreductase activity, acting on paired donors, with incorporation or reduction of molecular oxygen; heme binding. Lineage: Eukaryota; Viridiplantae; Streptophyta; Magnoliopsida; Asparagales; Orchidaceae. The coding region runs from base 86 to 3238 and encodes 1050 amino acids.
GGGCAUAACUUUCCUCUCAAAUAGAAUCUCUCUCUCUCUCUCUCUCAACAUUACACAUUUCUAUCGUCUUCAAAAUAACAGAAUAAUGGAUGCGUUAACUCAAUAUCUUCUUUGGUCGGCCUUCUUCGCAGCUCUCACCAUACUUUUUUUAAGACGUCGAUCAUCGAAGGAUUUACCACUUCCUCCCGGGCCAAGGCCGCUCCCGGUGUUGGGCAACCUUCUCGAGCUAGGCCAAAAUCCCCACCGCUCCUUGGCCCGUCUUGCCCGAAUUCAUGGACCAGUCAUGUCUCUCAAAAUUGGCAGCAUCCACACAAUCGUCAUCUCCUCACCAAGCUCCGCAAAAGAAGUCCUUAAAACAAAAGAGCACUCCAUCUCCGGCCGACAAGUCUCCGAUGUUGUUCAAUCCCUCCGCCACCAUGAGGUCUCGAUGGUAUGGUCGUCUCAAAACCAAUCAUGGAGGCAUCUCCGCACUCUCGCCAAGACCCAUCUUUUCAACUCACAGUCUCUCGAUGCAACCCAACCGCUUCGCCGGCGAAAGAUUCAUGAACUUGUGGCAUACAUAAGGGGGAAGAAUGGCGAGGCUGUUCAAAUUGCACUGGCGGCGUUCUCCACCGUGCUCAAUCUAAUAUCAACCACCUUCUUAUCUAUUGAUAUGAUAGAUUUAAAAUCUGAAUCAGCACAAGAGCUAAAGGAUUUGAUCUGGGGGCUAAUGGAAGAGGCCGGAAAACCGAACCUCUCCGACUUCUUCCCUUACUUAGCUCCAAUGGAUCUUCAAGGCCAAAGACGCCGCUCUGCGGUUUACUAUAACAAGUUAUAUGAUUUUUUGAAUAAAAUGGUAGAAAAUCGAUUGACAACCACGGCCGAAGAAGGUAGAAGAUCUAAUCGGGAUAUUUUGGAUGUGCUUCUUCAACUAAGUCAAGAAGAUAACUCCAAGCUUAGCAGGCGAAUGAUAAAAUGCUUUCUUUUGGACUCUUUUGUUGCUGGAAGUGAAACGAGCUCGACCACACUGGAGUGGGCGAUGGCAGAAUUGCUUCGCAGGCCAGAACUGAUGAAGAGGGCUAGAGAAGAGAUCAUUACUGUCGUCGGGUUCGAGGGAGAAAUUGAAGAGUCGGAUAUCUCAAAACUCCCGCUCCUCCAAGCAAUCCUGAAGGAGACACUCCGGCUUCAUCCACCGGCUCCACUUCUACUGCCUCAUAAAGCAGAGGAAAGCACGGAGAUAAAUGGCUACAAAGUCCCGAAGAACACUCAGGUGCUGGUAAAUGUGUGGGCCAUAGGUCGAGAUGAGCAGGUUUGGGAGAAGCCGGACUGCUUUAUGCCUGAGAGGUUUAUGGAAGCCGGAAGCAACAUAGAUUUUCGAGGGCAGCACUUUGAGCUAAUACCAUUUGGUUCGGGACGGCGAAUCUGUCCUGGAUUGCCUUUGGGCGUUCGGAUGGUUCAGCUCAUGCUGGCCUCACUCAUUCAAUCCUUUGAAUGGAGUUUGCCGGACGGAAUGAAGCCGAAGGAUUUGAAUCUCGACGAGCAGUUUGGUCUCACACUUUCCUUGGCUUCUCCACUCAAGGCUUUGGCUACUCCUGUCAGGAAAAUGCUGUCGCAUUGCGGGAGCGGAAGCGGAGCCAAGGCACAGUUGAGUGGGUCGCUUGGCCUAGGCUUAGCAACCGUGAAUCUCUCUCUCUCUCUCUCUCUCUCUCUCUCUAUCAGCCUUACACAUUUCUCUGGUCUUCAAAUUAACAGAACAAUGGAUGCGUUAACUCAAUAUCUUCUUUGGUCGGCCUUCUUCGCAGCUCUCACCAUAAUUUUUCUAAGACGUCGAUCGACGACAGAGUUAAAUCUUCCUCCAGGGCCAAGAUCGCUUCCUAUGUUGGGCAACCUACUCGAGCUAGGCCAAAAUCCCCACCGCUCUCUGGCCCGCCUUGCCCGAACUCAUGGACCAGUCAUGUCUCUCAAGCUUGGCAGCAUCCACACAGUCGUCAUCUCCUCACCAAGCUCCGCAAAAGAAAUCCUAAAAACAAAAGAGCACUCCAUCUCCGGCCGACAAGUCCCUCAGGCCAUUCAAGCCUCCGGCCACCACCAGGUCUCUGUAGUAUGGUUGUCUCGAAACCAAUCAUGGAGAUACCUCCACACCCUCAUGAAGACCCAUCUAUUCAACGCGCAGUCUCUCAACGCCACCGAGGAGCUUCGCCGGCAAAAGGUUCAAGAACUUGUCGCAUAUAUCAAGGGGAAGAAUGAGGAGGCCGUGCACAUUGCCCGGGCGGCGUUUUGCACUGUGCUCAAUCUGAUAUCAACCACCUUUUUGUCGAUUGAUAUCGUAGAUUUGAAAUCUGAAUCAGCUCAAGAGUUGAAGGAUGUGAUGCAGGGGAUAAUGGAAGAGGCGGGGAAACCGAACAUCUCUGACUACUUCACUUUCUUGGCUCCAAUUGACUUGCAAGGCCGGGGACGUCGAUUUACAGCAUACUUUAAUAAAUUAUAUGAUUUUUUCGAUCAAAUGAUAGAAAACCGAUUGGCAGAUACAACUGGAGAAGUUAUAAGGACUAAUCCUGACAUUUUGGAUCUGCUUCUACAACUAAGUCGAGAAGACAAUUCAAAGCUUACUAGACGAACCAUAAAAUCCUUCUUGUUGGACGCUUUUGUCGCUGGAAGCGAAACGAGCUCGACCACACUGGAGUCGGCGAUGGCAGAAUUGCUUCGCAGGCCAGAACUGAUGAAGAGGGCUAGAGAAGAGAUCAUUACUGUAGUCGGGUUCGAGAGAGAAAUUGAAGAGUCUGAUAUCUCAAAACUACCGCUCCUCCAAGCAAUUCUGAAGGAGACACUCCGGCUUCAUCCACCGGUUCCACUUCUACUACCUCAUAAAGCAGAGGUAAGCACGGAGAUAAAUGGCUACUUGGUCCCGAAGAACACUCAGGUGCUCGUAAAUGUGUGGGCGAUAGGUCGAGAUGAGCAGGUUUGGGAGAAGCCGGACUGCUUUAUGCCUGAGAGGUUUAUGGAAGGAAGCAACAUAGAUUUUCGAGGGCAGCACUUUGAGCUAAUACCAUUUGGUUCAGGACGGCGAAUCUGUCCUGGACUGCCUUUGGGCGUUCGGAUGGUUCAGCUCAUGCUGGCCUCACUCAUUCAAUCCUUUGAAUGGAGUUUGCCGGACGGAAUGAAGCCGAAGGAUUUGAAUCUCGACGAGCAGUUUGGUCUCACACUUUCCUUGGCUUCUCCCCUGAAGGCUUUGGCUACUCCUGUCAGGAAAAUGCGGUAGUUAACUUAAUCUCAGCCUUGCAUAUCAGGGCUUGUAAUAUCUAAGCUUCCUUGAAUGGCUGUAUCAUCACUAGCUUGUAAUAUCUAAGCUUCCUUCAAUUAUUACAACGUCAUUAAAGUGACGUUGAGCUCAAUAUCAAACAUUAUAAUUUUUAUAUGAAAUGCUCCUAUUGAUUAAAGUA